AUGUACCUUGGGUCAUUACGAAACGCUGUAUGGAGGGCCCAUUUUUUUCUCCCCUGUCGACGGAUAUCCGGGGUCCUAGAGAUUUCGGGGUCGUGUGCGGCUCCUGGGACCCCGAAUAACCGGCGACCAUGGAAGGAAAUGAAAAAGGGCCCGCCGCACAGCGUUUCGUAUUGACCCAAGGUAUAUGUGUGCAAAGUUUCAUAGUCUAACUCAUAAAAACGGCGUGAAGUUUUCAGCUCUUGUGCCAUGAAGUAUUUCGCAUCCUGAAUUUCCCCAAACUACUUGAUUAAUUAUGAAACGGCGAAAUUCAGGUUCUUUUGACGCCCAAACGACCCCAUUUCAUCAGUUUAUCGAAUUAGUUCAUGAAAGUUCAUAGAGACGGUCUUUGGAAUAUGUAGGUAAGGUAGAAUCAAGAAAAAAAAAAUC
Molecule: messenger RNA, 426 nt
Organism: Ectocarpus sp. CCAP 1310/34
Lineage: Eukaryota; Phaeophyceae; Ectocarpales; Ectocarpaceae
Source: the annotation of a GenBank genome assembly